UCCGGACCCCGAAUGCAUGACUUUCAACAAGGAGACAUAGCUAGUGCAAACAUCUAUGAGGUCGAUGAAGAAAGCAUAAUUACAAGCCCAGUAUAUCCCUUUACAUAUGAAAGUGGUUAUAAUUGCAAGUGGAUCAUAACGUUUGAGCCGCAGUUUUACGUUAAACUUAUCUUCACAAACAUUUCACUCAAUGUGUACGAGGAUUCUACAAGUAUUGAAAAUGACUGUGAGGAUUCAAUUCUGAUUUCUAAUUCUAUACGAAACACCAUCGAGGUUGCCAGAGUGUUGGAUAAUAGGUUUAAUGGAGCUUUGUCUGCCAUUGAAACAAGUGAAUCGGUGCUUAUUGUCACCUUGAAAACUUGCCUACCACGAUCUAAACGAAGAGUUGAUGGCCAUGGCUUCAGGGCAAUCGUCGCAAAAAAUUCUAUUCCGGCAUGUUUUACUCUUGAUUCUACAUUGGCAUGGGAGAAGGGCAGAGAGGAAAGAUGCACUCGGUCAAAAAUGUCAUUGACGUCAAUGUCUUUACUCGGACUUCCUUUUUCUGAAACAACUGAAAGAUGGACGAUAACGUCUCAAGGAAAGAGGAUCUUGAUAUCCUUUGUAGAAUUCCUGGUCAAAUGUAAAACUGACGAAGAUGGUUCCGAAUUUCUCAUUCGUGACCUGGGAGUUGAGAAAUCCUAUUGCAACUUGAAUAAACCUCCGUUAAAGAUUUAUUCUGCCUCCGAUACUGUGACAGUUAGCUUCUAUAAAGGUGUCGAUCCACCAUUUAUAACAUUCAAAGAGGGAUUUCGGCUUACUUACAUCAUCGAGAGAGUUUCGAUGGAGAAUUUGAUUUCAUACCAAGCUUAUCGAUCAAACAUUACAAAUGUUGCCCUUGGUAAACCAGCAAUUAUGUCUAGUCUGUACAUAUACCAGUCGAAAGAAUUUCUAUCUGCUAAUAAGGCAACUGACGGAACUGUUCAUUUGGAUGCCGCGUAUGGGGCAUGUUUCCAUACGAAGUUGGAACCUGAGCCAUGGUGGAUGGUAGAUUUACAAGGUAUCUACAUCAUCGACCGGAUAGUUCUUUAUAAUAAACAGGAAAAUAGUGCAGGGAGCCUUGCACGAAAUAUCGAGAUAUCUGUAGGAACAAGUACUGCUGAUUUAAGAGUUACUAGCUAUUUGUGCCGAAGUAUGGCUUUUAGAAAAUCAUUUGACCAACAUAACGUCAGAGGUAGAUAUGUUAAGCUGCAAGUGAGGCAUUAUAUACAAAAGUUUCAUCUUUGUGAAGUGGAGGUCUACGGUGUACUUGAAACUGAUAUAGAACAAAAAUUAAAGAAGGAUUUCCCAUUUCCUGACCCAGUUCAAGGUAACUGGGGACUUUGGAGUGCAUGGAGCAACUUAUGUUAUUGUGAUGGUAAACAACCAAGAAUAAGAGAAUGUGACAAUCCACCCCCUUCGUUUGGUGGACGUUCGUGUGCAGGCUCAAAUAUUGGUAACAGAGCGUGUUUACCAGACUUGAAUUGCACAUUGUCUAAUGUUGCAUUUGGUAAGCCUUCAAGCAUCUCAAGUCAAGAAUACAGUUGGUCAAGCCCUAACCUGGCAACGGAUGGUUCAACUCGUCAAACAAAAUUAUCAUGCUUUCAGACAAAUUUCGAAUAUCAGCCAUGGUGGAGAAUUGAUCUACAAGGAAACUACGAAUUGGAAAGAAUGAAAAUUUUCUCAAGCACCGAUUGUUGUCCUACAAUAAAUGCUGCAGUUUCUCUGGGAAUUUCCUGUCCGUUAUCAGUUGUUCACUAUAAAUGUGGAGCUGGAUUGGGUAGUCAGAGAAAUAUUUGGUUAAUUGGACACACUGCUAGAUACGUAAAAAUACAACUUAUAGGAAGACACGAGUAUCUUAGCUUAUGUGAAAUAGAAAUCUAUGGUCAACCAGCAGUGAAUUUCAAUGCAACAGUUCCAUUUGAUGAAGCAUGUGACGGCGCGCAAGAAGACGGUCAUUAUAGUCCUUGGUCACAAUGGAGUAGUUGUUCUGAAAAAUGUGGAAUAGGAAAGAUGACUCGAACAAGAGUUUGUGACAGCCCUGCACCGUCUAAUGGUGGUAUAACGUGUUAUGGGGAUGAUGUUGAAAUACAAAAUUGUGUUGGGAGAGGAAUUUGUCCAAUAUGCUCUGAGACCUUUGGUAAAUGCUAUAGUCUGUUUGCGAAGCUAACAAACUGGAAAGACGCAGGAUUGGAAUGUUGGGAAAGAAACCUGAAGCUAGUCUCAGUGAGGUCCAAACAAGAAUUCCGUUUUGUCAAGUAUUUGUUACGAGAUCAUAGAUACGCAGAUAAACAGCCAUUGGCAACAUUUGAUAGUGUGUUUAGAAACGCCAGUUAUUAUGCUCAUUUAGGUCUAUAUAGAUAUCCUAUGGCUGAUGGUUCAAAAUUCGAUGUAUGGGAGGAUAUGACACCAGUUACAUUUUCAGCUUGGAAAGUAGGCGAACCAUCUGUGGGAAACUGUGUACGUAUGAAUUAUGAAUCAUUUGAAGAUAUAGACACAUGGGAAUCAGAAGAUUGUGAGAGUGUGUUAGCUGAAUACUUCAUCUGUGAACAAAAAAUAAUAAACGAGUCAAUGGUGUUGCUAGACAAAGAAGUACCAAAAGUUCAUGGUAGGGAUUGGCAACGUGUCCCUGAACAAAUUAAGUCGGGCCAGUAUUCUGGGACAGCAUCAACAACAAGAUCUGGUUAUAAGUGUAUGUCUUGGGAAAAGCAAGCUAGCGAGAAUUCUGUACUGUGGUGGCAAGCCUAUACUGACAGAUGGUGGCUGACCGAGAAUACAAAAGAAGCUAAAAACUACUGCCGGGACCCGGCAUGGGAAAAUUUCAUUUGGUGUCAUUACAAAACAUCUUCAAACAUUACAAGUCGAGAGGAAUGCAGUGUGACGCUACCUGUAGUUGCAAACACUCAGCAAUAUCAAUGGCGUUAUUUGGGAAAUAGGAAUACGACAUUCUCGGGCAAAACUUGUCAGUAUUGGGAUACCCUUUCUCCACAUAGUCACCACACAACUGGUUAUAAUUUUCCUGGCGAGAACCUCAAUAGUGUUGACAACUUCUGUCGCGAUAUUUGGAAUAGCGGCUAUCUUUGGUGUUAUACCACAGAUCAAGACACGCGGUGGGAAAUGUGUAUAGUUGAAGAUAAUCCUGAAGAAAGAUGCUUACAUACACAUAAGUUAUAUAACGGGAAAUGGAACACAACUUACAGCGGUAAAGGGUGCUUACGUUGGGACGAAAUGAAAGGUCACCUGAGAGGUCAUCAGGGAGAUUAUAAGUUCCCAGAUCAAUCUGUGAGUGCUGCAGAAAAUUCAUGCCGGGAUCCUUUCGGUGACGGAUAUUUGUGGUGUUAUGUUACAGAAUAUUCUUGGGAACCUUGUCUUUUCAUAGACAUCAAGCAAACGAUAGUAUUUCCGAGGGAAUUUGAAGUUAGAGAUGAUGACCCGUUUACUUGCGCAAACGGAGACCUGUUAUCUACAGAAAAUGUUUGUGACGAAAAGUUUGACUGUCCUGAUUUGUCCGAUGAAACAGAUUGUUCAUACAAAGAACAUCGAUUGACAGCUAAUGCAGGCAGCUCUAUUAGAGAUAUGCCGAUGCCUGAAAGUUUUGUGUCGAGUUCGUAUUUUCAAUGUGGUACAAGUGACUGGGUAUCUGUCACAGUAAGAUGCGAUGGUGUCAAAGAUUGCAUAGAUGCAACAGAUGAAAUUAAUUGUACAGAAUCACAUACCUUUAUAUCCGAAUGUUCCAAUGACCAAUUUCGUUGUGAUGAUGGAGACUGUAUUCAUAUCAGUCAAGUAUGUAACUUCAUCGAAGAUUGUAUAGAUGGUUCCGAUGAAUAUUGUGAUAUUGAUGAAUGUGCGAAGACAGAGUUUUCAUGUGAUAACGGUCAGUGCGUUCCUCUUAGUGUACGUUGUAACGGGUCCCCGCAGUGUUUGGAUGGCAGUGACGAGACAUACUGUGACACGUGCAUCGAGGGUGUCGCAUUUCAUUGUGACAUUGUAAUGUGUAUACCCGAGAGACUUGUGUGUGAUAAAUACAGAGACUGUCAAGACGGAAGUGACGAAAUGUCGUGUAAGGAACCAGAUUUCACUUCCUGUGAGCAAUGGUGGGAAGCUGGCUAUAGGGAGUCUAGAAAUUAUAUUAUCGGUGGCCUAACCGUAUUCUGUGAUUUCGACUCGGUAGUGAAAAGCAAGAAAAUGUCAACAAUAAUUAGAAACUUUGACAUCCUUUGGCGGGAUGGAGAUGGGGUCGGAUAUUUGUAUUCUAGAGACACGCUUCGGGAAGAGGAUGUAAGGCUAGAUGAAAUAAUUAGAAGAACAAACUAUAACUGUGUUCAGGCGGUAACACAAAGUUGUAUUUCUUCCCAUAAAACUGUAGCAGCGUAUGAUGAUCCUCAAUACUCGAAUAGUUUCAAACAUUGCAAGUGCUUUGACCACAUCAUUUCCAUAGGCUUGUACAGCAAACUCGAGCGUUGUGACACAAAUAGUGCAAUACCUUUGAACUACAAUAAUUUAAUAUACACAUACAACAACACAAUAACUUUGUAUCGAAAGAUUGUCAUUCAAAAUAACAUCAACUAUGUGGAGCAAGGAUAUCAGUUAGUGCCUGGUGAGGCAUAUUGCGAAUAUGAUUACGACUAUCAGCUUAAUGUUACAACUUGUGAAGGGGAUGUAAAGAUGAUUGAAAGUUCUAUGUAUUGUGUCUACGACGUUGAUGCUUCUGGGUAUAAACUUGGCUGUAGAUCUGGGAGUCAUCUGCAGGAUUGUGAAACGCAUAUUUGUCAGGAGGGUACGGUAAAAUGUCCCGGCAGUUAUUGUAUACCUCUAAGAUUUGUCUGCGACGGAGAACCGCAAUGUCCAAAAGGAGAAGAUGAGGAAGAUUGUGGUUGUAAAGAGAAUGAACAUGAGAUAUUAAUACUGUAUGAUUCUGAGAGAACCUCCCAGACAUUGGAUGUUUACAAUUUUGCAAAACAGUUUUCUACAACACACAAUACCGUAAGGAUGCUGAGCUUUGUUGUCACUCAACCAUUGCUAGAAUUCAAUCUUGACGAUGCAGUUUUACAGAUUACCGAUACAGUCAUACAACCAAUGUCCGCUUUAAAUCGGAUUCAAGAAUGCCGUUAUAACAUCAUGGCAAAAGACGUUAUAGAAAGUAUUCACUUCUCAACAAAAAAGACAAAAGGGAUCAUUUUUAUACAAGACAGAAGCGCUUUCUCAUUAGACCUUUCUAAUACUAUGUUUACAAAUGUUGAGUGGAACAGUAAAAACAUAACCGUAUACAGAAUAAGAGAAUCCUGGAAAAAUGAUUCAGAUAUAAUAUCCACAACUAAUGUUAUAGAAGUAGGUGUCAGACGAUGGAACAUAUUAAAUACUAUUGGAGCAGAAUUUCUACCUAAGUUUUGUAAAGCAACAACAAAGGUUGGGUGCAUUAACAAGUACAGAUGUAAAUGGAGCAAGAUAUGUUUACCACUGAAUCAGAUUUGCGAUGGACUUUUACAAUGUCCUCAAGGCGAUGAUGAACUAUUGUGUAAUUUUGAAUGUCCAAAUGAUUGUUCAUGUGUCGGAUAUAAAGUUAACUGCACGAACAAUAAUUUCACUUUGACCAGAUUACAGUCAAUACCAGUGACAACCCGACUGCUAGAUCUGAGUUUUAAUGCUAAUCUACAAGAUAUAUUUACAGGUUCAUAUCUUAAUAUUGUGAUACUUGCAAAAUUGAAUCUUUCUUCUUGCGAUAUUACUGAUGUUAUCAAAUACUCGUUCAGGAAAAUCAGAAAUCUUGUAAGUCUCGAUUUAAGUUUCAACUCUAUAAAGGUUCUUAAAAAACAAACAUUUUCAUACUUGAAACACCUACGUGUUCUAAGACUUGAAGGUAAUUCUGAUCUGUAUAAAAUUGAGCCUGGGGCUUUUGAUGCGUUAUCUCAAAUAUAUGAUCUAAACCUGGCUGAAGCACGACUCAAAAUAAUAAGAUCAGAUACAUUUUCUGGACUUGUUUUACAAAGUAUUGAUUUAUCGAACAACAGCAUAGAAGAAAUAGAAAAUUUUGCAUUCAGACAUCUUUCCGUUAAAAGUAUAAACUUUGAAAGUAAUAAAAUUGUAGUAUUCAGAAAAGAAAUAUUUACUGGAGUUGACGGAUUGGAUACGCUUCGGACACCUGCAUUUAAAUUUUGUUGCAUCAGACCAAACUACCUGCCAGAAGAAGGAUGUUAUCCUCCAAAAGACGAAUUUUCAUCAUGUGAGGAUCUGAUGAGAUUAUCUGCUCUUCAGACCAUGCUUUGGUUAAUUGGCUUAUCAGCUUUGGUUGGAAAUGCUUUAACAAUUUUGUACCGACUUGUCUAUGACCGUUCAAGAUUAAGACUCGGCUAUGGAAUCUUUGUAACAAACCUGGCUUUGGCGGAUUUUCUGAUGGGUAUUUACCUUCUUAUUAUUGCCGUCGCAGACGCUUUCUUCAGGAAAAGAUAUAUAUUUAUGGACGAAUACUGGAGAAACAGUGCAUGGUGCAAUCUUGCAGGCGUUCUUUCCACAAUAUCAUCAGAGGCGAGCGUAUUUUUUCUAUGCCUUAUUACUCUGGACAGGCUUUUUGUUAUCAAAUUUCCUUUUGGACAAAUCAGAUUUGACAAACGCAAGUCUCUUAUUUGCGCUGGUGUAGUUUGGGUUGUUUCUACAUGUCUCGCUGUAUUGCCUAUUCUGUACAAAAGCUACUUCCAAAACAAGUUCUAUACUAAGUCUGGAGUGUGUAUAGCUCUGCCACUGACUCGAGAUCGACCACCAGGAUGGGUGUAUUCCGUUGCAAUUUUUGUCGGACUGAACUUUGCAACAUUUGUCUUGGUGGCAUUUGGUCAAUGGUCUAUAUUCAUGGAAAUAAGAAGUGUUAGUGGCGGGAUGGAGAUAACAAGUGCAGGAAGGAAGAAUGACUUGACAGUUGCUCGUAAUCUAUUGCUGGUGGUACUCACUGACUUCCUUUGCUGGUUCCCGAUCGGUGUAAUGGGGAUGAUGGCUUUAUACGGUCACGUGAUUUCUGGCGAUGUUUACGCAUGGUCUGCAGUCUUCAUAUUACCAGUAAAUUCUGCCCUGAAUCCAAUAUUGUACACCGUCAGCUCGAUCAUUGGAAGAAAGACAUUCAACCCCAACACCGACGAGCAAUCGAGAACUGAGAUGACAAAAGAGUUUGGUACUCAAAUUCUUAAAUUCCAGCGAAUUAGUCGUCAUUUUAGUGUUAUUAAAAGAUCACGAACAACGUACAAAGACAUAGGCUCUUUACUGCAAACAGAUGACAUAUUAAAACCGAAGAUUGUCACGAAAGCUGUGUACCAACUGGUCAAAUGUUUAAAUGUUCUUCAUAGCAGUUCGUUGGUGAUCGGAGAUUUGAGCACAAAUAAUGUAUGUCUUGGUGUGGUUAAAGGGAAGGUUACUGGUGACGUUCAGAUAGAAAAGGAACCGCAAAUUGCAAAUACCUCGGAGGAUGCACAAGACGAAAUGUUCAACGUUGGGAAAAUUGUUAGAGUUAUGCUGUCAAAAUGUCAGCAAUCAAAUAAUUAACAUUUGUUU
Molecule: messenger RNA, 7548 nt
Organism: Ruditapes philippinarum (Manila clam)
Lineage: Eukaryota; Metazoa; Mollusca; Bivalvia; Venerida; Veneridae
Exons: 35
Coding region: 13-7539 (2508 amino acids)
Biological process (GO): G protein-coupled receptor signaling pathway
Cellular component (GO): membrane
Molecular function (GO): protein binding; G protein-coupled receptor activity
Source: RefSeq, a predicted model, not a curated record